Messenger RNA from Drosophila melanogaster (fruit fly), 1493 nucleotides. RefSeq names its product early boundary activity 2 (gene Elba2). The record is from RefSeq and is marked reviewed. Gene Ontology annotation, molecular function: DNA binding; sequence-specific DNA binding; chromatin binding. The transcript has a single exon. Lineage: Eukaryota; Metazoa; Arthropoda; Insecta; Diptera; Drosophilidae. Gene Ontology annotation, cellular component: nucleus. The coding region runs from base 177 to 1322 and encodes 381 amino acids. Gene Ontology annotation, biological process: positive regulation of neuron differentiation; negative regulation of Notch signaling pathway; regulation of gene expression.
AGAUUUUCGGAUUCUCAGGUAUCUGGCGCAAGGAACAAUAACUGUUAAGCCGGGCCAUAAAACACCAAUUUUUCCAACGAAUAAUACGCAAAAUAAGCCAAGAAAGCCGACGCAGCUGCGUUUUUUGCCAGAAAUAAACCUUUUUGCCUUUACCUGUUGCCAAAAUCCGCGUGCAAAUGGCCGGCGGAUUUCGACCGUACGAUCAGGACUCGUGUCCUAACCUUACAAAUAGCGAGGCUCCGGAAUUCAGCAUGUCAGUCGUUUGCAAAACGGAGCCGCACUACUUUCAUCCGCAGACUGCUAUCCUGCCCAGCGUCCAGUACUCCCACCCAUAUCACCACUAUCUGAGCCAGUUCGCCCCGAACUUCGUGCCCUACUACUACCGCCUGCUCUCGCGGCCCAUAAUGAAGCAGGAGGAGAUGGACAUCGAGAACUACAUCAACUACGAGGUGGCCGCCCAGCAGACCAUGAUGCGCCAGCGGACCCUGAAGCCCCUGGGUCAGCUGCAGAUCCAAAUGCCGCCUCCCAUAAUAGUCAACCAGCCAGUUAAGCCAGUUCCCGUUAAGGCAGUGCCAGUCCGCCGAAGCUCUCCGCCCAAGCGACGCGUCAUCAAUGCCCAGUUGGUAGCGGUAGCCACCGCUUCCGGGGGCAUUAAGAACAUCGAACCGCGGGUGGAGCCACUGCCUCGCCUGGAGGAAUCCUUUAAGCAGCAAGUGGCCAAAAUCCAGAAGAGUCAGCACCACUACGAACAACUCUUUGGUCGUCUCACUUCCAUGCUAAAGACCCUGAAUCAGCGGUACGACAACGAUGCCGAGGAUGUGCCCGCGCCGCCCUCCAAGAGACCGCGCCACAUGUCCACCAGUUCGUCGGAAUCGCACAUCCCAGAUACUGCCUCUGAAAAGGACGAGAAAGACACUCUUGUGCAGUACCCGCACCGAGUGCAAAAGGAGGACGGCAGUGCGGUGUACGUACUGGGACCCAAUGGCACCCAGAUCACAGCCCAUCAGUACGGUGAGGUCUUCUGGACCAACGCCCCGGUGGCCACGAGGUGUCUUCUUUGCGUUGUCUUCAGCAGCGAUGAGUUGGCUACCCACACGCUGACCGGGAAGCCGUCGCCCGCAUUCUACGGCCGCGAAAGACCCCCAAAGCUCCAGUUAGACCAACGCAAGGUGGACGACAUCGUGGUCUGUGUGAGAAACCGGACGGGCGGCAAGGAACGGGUGAUUCGGGCCACCAUCACUACCAAGUGUGCGGAUACCGCCAAGAAGUACAAGAGGCGGGCCAAGAAGGCCCAGAAGGUCGCCAUCAAGGAGGAGUAUUAGCAUGGAGUGGACAACUAUUGGCUAGAUAUAAUCCAGCUAUGAUCAAGCUCUUCUCAACGACGCGCCACGAAAGGCGCAGAAAGACAUUGUAUAUAUUCGUAGUAGGUCCUGCUAAAAGUAAAAGUAAAGUUAUAUAAUCUAGCUGUGAUUGAAUAAAGACAAGAUGAAACC